AUGACUUGCUUUGUGGGACAAGAGCCUGUUCUGUUCAACACGAGCGUGCGCAACAACAUCCUCUACGGAUUGGAUGAGAAUGAUACAGUUGAUGAGAAGUGGAUCAGCAAGUGCGAAAAGAUGUGCAACUUGCGCUUCCUCUACAAAAACGGCAACGAAGGCCUCGCCACGGAGGUGGGCCCGCGGGGGAGCCGCCUCAGCGGGGGCCAGAAGCAGCGGGUGGCCAUUUGCCGUGCGCUGAUGCGGGACCCCAAGGUGAUGCUGCUGGAUGAGGCCACCAGUGCGUUGGACGCCCAGAGUGAGGCCAUCGUCCAGAAAGCGCUGGAGGCGGCCCGCGAAGGGCGCACGUCCUUCGCCAUCGCCCAUCGUCUCUCGACCAUCCAAAAUUGCGACGUCAUCCUGGUGAACGCCGACGGGCGAGUCGUAGAGCAGGGCACUCAUGGCGAGCUUAUGGCAACGAAGGGCGUCUACUACAAGCUGUUCAUGCAGUCUCAGAGGUGA
This is a messenger RNA of Effrenium voratum, 501 nucleotides long. The record is from the annotation of a GenBank genome assembly. NCBI's taxonomy places the organism in Eukaryota, Dinophyceae, Suessiales, Symbiodiniaceae.